UUCGAGCCUUUCCCGCAUUGCGAGAUCACAGUUUACAGAAAGAAGUGCAAAGCGUCGAGCAAAAUGUCGAGAUACUCACCAAGUAGAAGAGAGAAAACCGUACCACGACUUUACGUUGGAAGGCUACCAAGCCGAGCCAGUGAACGAGAUAUCGAAAGAUUAUUUAAGGGCUAUGGUCGUCUGAGGGAAAUCAACCUAAAAAGUGGAUAUGGAUUCGUGGAUUUUGAAGAUUACAGAGAUGCAGAUGAUGCUGUUUAUGAUCUGAAUGGAAAGGAGUUCAUGGGUGAAAGGGUAAUUAUUGAGCAUGCCAGAGGUACUGAGCGGGGUCGUGGUGGAGCUUUCACAAAUGUUGUGAAGAGCAGAAAACAAAGAGCAUUAGAAAGGUAUGGUCCUCCAUUGAAAACAACCAAUAAACUAAUUGUAGAAAAUCUGUCCACCAGAGUCAGCUGGCAGGAUCUAAAGGACUACUGCAGACAAGCUGGGGAAGUUACUUACGCUGAUGCUCACAAACACAAGCGUGGUGAAGCAGUCAUAUGCUUUGCUUCUUACGAAGAUAUGAAGAAUGUUAUCAGAAAGCUUGAUGGCACAGAGUUGAAUGGAAAACGUAUACGAAUGGUAGAGACUGAAAGAAGGUCGCGUUCUCGUUCAAGGAGUUAUUCAAGGGGCAGAAGAUCUCGUUCAAGGUCCAGGUCCCGAUCCAGAUCAAGGCACCGCUCUUACUCACGGUCUCGAUCUCGAUCCAGUCAACGCAAGUCCGCCUCCCGCAGCCCACGCAAGUCAAGAUCUAGAAGCUCUCGACGCUCCGCCUCACGCAGUCCACGAAGGUCGCGAUCUCGUUCGCGUUCCCGCUCUAGAUCCGCAUCCCGAUCUAAGUCACGCUCACGUUCCCGAUCCAAAAGCCGUUCUGCGUCACCACAAAGGGAUGAUGCCGACGAUAAUUAAUGCUUCUUAGUAAGCAGAAACUCUGUUAGUGACUGUGACUGUGAGGUUUGAAGAUGGAAACUAAACAACAGACAUACCCCCUACCCUUUUCUUCUACUUCAAGGCAAGACAAACUCUCGUCACUGCUUUAGGGCUAUGUUUUAGCUAGCUGUUUGAUUGUCAAUGAAGCGUACAAAUCUAUGUGACAAACUUGUUUAUAUCGCUUUAGAGACCGGUGUAGCUUUGCAUUUAGGGAAUGUAUUAGUCCUCUUUGUCCAUUUUGUGAUAUGAUAGUAAACGGUUUUGGUGCACGCGAUUUUCGCUCACCAAUGACUUUUUAUCAGAGACCGUUAGAGAAAGGUUUUUCAUUUUUACUUGUAGUUUCUUUGAUUAAUGAUUGUGUAUCAUUAUGUUUAAAAAUAAUUUUCAUAACA
Molecule: messenger RNA, 1355 nt
Organism: Rhopilema esculentum
Lineage: Eukaryota; Metazoa; Cnidaria; Scyphozoa; Rhizostomeae; Rhizostomatidae
Product: serine/arginine-rich splicing factor 5
Cellular component (GO): nucleus; cytoplasm
Molecular function (GO): mRNA binding
Source: RefSeq, a predicted model, not a curated record